Messenger RNA from Racocetra persica, 130 nucleotides. Lineage: Eukaryota; Fungi; Glomeromycota; Glomeromycetes; Diversisporales; Gigasporaceae. The record is from the annotation of a GenBank genome assembly.
AUGAGUUGUAGUAAUGAAGCGAUAGUCUUUAAUAUUAUGGUUAAUGAUGACAAACUCAGUAAUGGGCACGAAUAUGAUAGUGGAUAUGAAUAUAGUUUUGGGUACGAAUAUGGUGUUGGAAACGAAUACA